AUGGAGUUGUACCUCAGCGCCUGCUCCAAGGCUGCCAAUGUCGCCGCUACCAAGACGGCCGCCAGCGGCGUGGCCGCGGACAGCCAGCAGUGCGGAAACGUCGCGCACAAAACCCACUUUCCGGGGAUCGGAGCGGCUCAACUACUGGAUCUGCCUCUUGGGGUGAAGCUGCCUGUGAUCCCAGGAAGCAACCCUUUAUACUAUACCACGAAAUUAAGUGAAAAGCUUUUCCGACCUUCUUAUGGUUUUAACCUGACUGAUCCUUAUUGUCGACUUUUGGAAAACCAAUAUAAAAGUCUCCAUGAUCCACAUUUAAGAGCCUACCAUAACCGUAAAGACAUCUUGAGGAGAUUAAAGAAAGGUGGCUACAUCACCAGCAAUAAUAGAAUUGUAUGUACCUUGAGGGAAUUGAAUAAGUACAGGCAAUAUCUUACCAGUUUAAAAUUAGACUUUGAAAGAAACUAUAUAAGAGAACAAAAAAUACUUGCAAAACAAGUAAGUAAACUACAGGAAGACAAUCAAAUACGUGGACGUUCUGAUGUUGCACAGUUCCAAAAUUGGUUGUUACAGGAGGGCACCCCAUCUAUUAAGGACCAGGAACGAUUAAUAAGGCACAGAUAUUUGGGUACGAUAAGUAGGGAAUUAGAACAUCUUGAGCGCACAGCAGAAGAACAACGCCUAAUACGGAUGGAUAGAGAAGAAAGACAACAGCGAGAACACACAAGAAGAAAACUUGAUCUUCGUAGAAAAAUUGAAGAGGAAUGGAAGUCAAAAGAGAUGUUACUUCUAACAAGGAUCGGAGAAGAUGCUAAAAGAGAAGCUAGGAUAGAGGAACAACGGCGUAAAAACAGAGAAGAGAGUGACAGAAAGAAACAAGCCCUUCUAGAGAAAAAAAUGGCUUAUCAUUUACAAAAAAUGCAAGAAAGUGGCAUUAAAAGAGAAGAUAUGAAGAAAAAUACAACUGAUUACAGAGAACAAGAUGGACCACAUGAAUCUUAUUCUCCAAAGAAGAAAAAGAAGAGUAAUGAUGACAUAAAGAUAAUUUAUCCUCUUGAUGACCAGAAAGCAAAUAAAGGAGCAUAUGAACCCUUUGUAAACACCAUUCAUCGGUCUCUAAGUAGUUCAAAGAAUAUUGCCAAAACAUCAGUACCUUCUCUUGUUUCUCAACCAGAUGUACAAGAUAAUGAUACUGAACAAAAGAAAGAUGGAGAGACAAAUAAAAAAUCAAGUGUUUCUGAUAAUAGAGGACCUCGGGCUCCUGCCACAGUCCAGGGUACUUUCUCUUCUUCUGUUUUCUCAAAUACACAACAGAAUCUCCUACAAAACUGCUUGCAAGAAAAAGUAACUUCUGGGGAACUGAAUAGCACAAUUCAGAACAUAAUGACCUGGGUUGUGGCUACAGUGACCAGUAUAUUAUACCCAGCCAUCACAAAGUAUGAAGAAAGGUUGAAAAAUAAUGCAUACCCAGUAUCUGAUGACUCCAUCCUCUCUUCAGAUAGUUCGAGUUUUUGUAGCACAUGCAGUGAAGAGUUUACAUAUGGAAGCUACACAUCUGCAACAACUAAAACAUUUCAGGGAGAGCCCUGUGCAUUUGCAGUUGACAUAUCAGUAAGGCGACCAACCACACCUUUAAAACCACCAUCUGCCCAUGUGGAAAGAACAGUUGUGGGAAAAACACAUCACAUUAAAGGACAAUCUAUAACAUCUGAACUCAAAUAUAAUAAAACAAGCAUGAUAUAUACAUACCCUAAGCUCAGAAGUUGUAAAUCUGAUAGUCACCUUCUAGCAUCAUUUGAAACGGGCACAAAAAAAUCAAAGGAUGCUACCACUGAAACAGACGGCUUAGAGAGUCCAUUGUUUUCUGAUCAAAAAACAAAAGCUAUGAAUGAAAUGAAGAAUUUAAAGAAUGUUUUUGUUAACUUUAAAUGUCACUUAAAAGGGGAAACUGAAUUGAUUUUGGAAAGCAUUUUUCAAGAAAUAAUGUCUGAUUUAACACAGGCCAUUCCUUCUAUUUCUUCUGUUACUGCUGAAGUUUUUGUUGACCAAAGUGAGCCUGAAAAAGGAGACUUGGUUUCUAAUGCUGAUAUCUGCUCAGUAGCUUCAGAGAUCGUGGAAAACAUGCUUGAGAAGCUACAGUCUGCAGUUGAGAAAAAAUGUAUCCAGAUAUUUUCACAAGAAGAUUUGUCAGUCAACAUUAAACCAAGCUUAACACCCAGUGGAGAAUCUCUCACUCCAUCAUAUGGAAAACCUUUAAUAGAUUCACUGCCUCAUACUGUGGAACCCAUGUGUGAUAUUGCAGAGGAUAUGGUGCAUGCCAUUUUAGAAAAGUUGAUGACUCUUGCAUCUUGCAAGCAAUAUGAACUUCCUCAUCUUGAAGAUGCAGCUAAACUUUCUUAUCAGCAACAUAUGGCAGACCCAACAUAUAUGUGCUUUAUAAAAGCCAACAAAAAGAAAUGUCCUGAACUUGAUGCAGCUAAUUUAAUUGUUAAAGAGGAAAUACAAAAUUUAAUGUCAAAUAUUUUUUCCCAGUCCUCUUUGGUUGGCUUUAUAGAGGAAGCAAUCAGCACUAUACUAAGACAUGUACAAACCGAACUUAACAAUGAGAGACUUAUUGCAUCUGAUGAAACAGUAGUACUCCUUAAGCUGCUCGAUGAGAUCUUUACUCAGUUACAUCAGGAACCAGUAAAAGCAGAUAAUCAAAAAUGUAGACAUUCUAGACUGAGAAGUCCUUCUGACACUGAAGUAAAGUACAGACUCACUGGCACUAGAUUAUCUAAUGGUUCUGGGUCUGGAAGACCAUUUCCACCUAUUAAUGUUCCUGGCAUGGUCCUUUAUUCUGAAGAUGAUAAUGAAGAAAUAGACAAAAUUGUGGAAAAUGUGCUUGAUUCAUCUUUUAAAGAUGAAAAAGCAAAAUCACAAGAACAGAUUCCUGAGCAUUGGUUUACAAAAGGAAACACUUGUCUUGAAUACAAAAGAAAUAGCAAACAACCUACAAAGCCUGCUUCUCCAAGAAGCAAAACUGCAUUUCAUGAUCGGAGGUUAAAGACUGAGCUACCAUUUUUUAAGAAUAAAAUUUUAAAGGAAAAUCCCUGUUUAAAUAAAGACAUUUUGUUUUUCAGCCAAGAUCAAAAGCAUCAAAUACAAAAGGCUUCAGAAAACAUAGUUAAAAGUGUUUUAACGGAAAUGCUCAAGGACGUAUCUUCUAUUCCUCUUGGUCAUUUAGACAGUAAAACUGGCAAAGAAGCUUCAGUUGUUGUUUCAGAAAAACCUCAAGGACUGUCACAUCAAGAAUGGAUGGACCAGAUGUUUUCUGUGUCAGAAAUUAGUGCAGUGGCUCAAGAAAUAACAGAUGCUGUAUUAAAUACACUUUAUAAGGCAAGCUGCAUUCCCAAUGCCACCAAAAGUUCCAUUUCAUCAUCAGUUCUUCAAACUUCUCUAGAGAGUCCUGACACUCUCCACAUGGUCAAAAAAGCACCAAAUCAAAAGCCAUUAAAAAUAUGGUUCGAGAGUGAAAAGAAAAUGAAAUAUUUAUCUUCACUCGAUGUAGAUCCUGCAAAGCCUUCCCUGUUAAAAUCUGAAGAAAGUGAACCUAAGCCUAUAGAUGACAUUACUGAUAAGAUCAUUAAUGCAGUUUUUAAAAGGCUGAAGUUAUUUGUUUGUCCAAAAUUGCAAAUGGGCUUCAAACCUUCACUUGCAGAGCAAUCUUCAUUACAAUCUCAACUUAGUACUUAUACAACUAAAGUGGUAAACAUUGUUUUGCAUGCUAUCCAGAAUGAACUGGAACUCAAUAAGAAAAACCUAAAUCUUAGGGAAACAGACCAUACCAAAUCCCUUACAGGUAAAGGAUUUUUUACUGACACUGAUAAAUCAGAAUCUCUUGUCUCAAAUCUCAGUGAUGACAUUAUGGCAUCUGCAUUAUUAACUUGCAUUUGUGAAAUAUUAUCAAGUGGACAUUCAGAUCAAAGCAAUAUUUCACUCCCUUCAGAAAAUCCAAAGCCUAUGACGUCAUGCGGAUCUGAUAAUGUUGAUAAAGGGAACAUUUUGCCAAGUGGACAGGAUAAAAACACUUUUUACAAAUUUUUAGCUACGCCAUGUGCUCUCCACAGUGUCAUUAAUGAAAAAGAUCUCAAAGAGAAUUCCAGAUUGCAAGUGUUAGAUGAUAUUGGGGAAACACUCUAUGAAAUGUUAUGCAAGCUCAUAGGAGCCCACCCUCACUGUCAGCCAUCUUGUAGUAAGCUAAGCAGAGAGAAGACAAAUGAGAAUCAGCAAACAGCCACUGAAAUGCAGUCUAAUAUUCAGCUCAUUUCCACAACAAUUUUGGAAUAUAUCCUUGCAAAAUUAUGUAGUGUUGACAUGGAUAGUAGUUCUGUAAGUUCAGGAUUUAAAGCUGUCUCAGAGUCUCUUGAUAUUGACAGCCUAUUGUUUACUUCAAUUAUUGAGGAAAUGGCCAAGUGCACUGACAUAAUCUCCAGCAUAGUUUCCAGGAUGGUUCAGCAGGGUAAUAAAGAGAAGACUAAAAGCAAGGAAAAAUCUAUUGCUCCUAAGUCUUCCAAAACAGGGAGCAAAAAAGAAAUUCAUUCUAAUAAACUGAAAGCUGUGGCUUCAGAUAUUCUUAAUAUGGUUUUUGCUAAACUAGAAGAGUUUGCCAAUGGAAAUUUAGAAACUCUGGAGGCGUCUAUCAAUGAUGGAAAUAAAAAAAUCAGUAAGAUGGACUUGGAAUGUGAAAGUCCCAGUGUUUUCACGGACACACAUGAAGAACUAUUGCAAUCUGCUUUAUACACGCAUGCAAAGAAGGUAUCAAGUGCUAUUUUGAAAGCUAUUCAAACAGAAUUAAAGAUGAACUCAUUAGAUUUGAGGACAAGUAUGGAAACACCAUCACCUGACAAACAAAUGCUUGAGAAUAUAGUCAGUUUAAUUUUAGAUGCAGUAUCCUCAGAUAUGCUUAAUGAAACUGAAUCUGAAGAGAGAGGCAUUCAAACUUACAGAUACAGGCCAACCUAUGGAAAUUUUCUUCCUGGUGGAGUUGAAUCAGAUUCAUUUCUAGAAGAUGCUGCAAAUACAGAGAAAGAAUUCAUUGGAGAGAGAAGAUCACUUAGAGAAGAAACUAAAUCAGAUUCUCUUCAACAAUGUGUUCUAGAAAGAACCUUAAACAAAACUGAAGUGAAACUCAAAGAACCACAGAAAUCUCCAGUUGUUCCCAUUAUAAGAAAUAUUUUGAAUGAAAUUUUUCAAAGUGCUUUGGUCAGUCAAUUAAAUGUGCUUUCUCUCUCCCACUCCUAUUUAAGUGGCAUCCCUCACAAUAUUGAAGAGACAGUUGCUCAAACAUCUGCUCAAUUUAUAGAUAAAAUGAUGGUGUCUGAAGCAGAUGUAACCAAAGUGGUAGAUGAUGUUGUUAGGACUGUGUUUGAUAAACUUUAUUCAGCUGCUAUGACAGGGAGAAAUGCAAGUGAAAACCGGUAUAAGACCAUCACCUUUUCAACAAAUGUUUCUUUUCAUGAACACACCAGUGGAGGAGAAAAGCCCUCCAUCACUGUGCCGAACAAGAAUCCGUAUACUCUUCAGUCCAGAUUCAAUGUUGACAAACAGGCUAAAGUAAACAUAGUUGAAGAUAUUAUACAGGCAAUAUUAAUAAGUUUAGAAAUUUUUGCUACUUCCAAAGUACAAUCUCUCUUUUGUCCCCAGAUCAACUUCACAGUUCCAAUGGCUUUACCUAUUCAGCAGGAUAAGAGUACAUUAAGCAAAGCAUUAUCAGCCAAAGAUUUGUAUUCUGAUGAUCAAUUUUCCUGUUGCUCAGUGGAUCAUAUUAUGUCAGAAAAGACCAACUCAUUAUGUCAAGUCUCUUUGAAUAAAUUAAAUACAUAUGCAACAGAAGUGGCCAGAAAAAUUUUACAAGGAAUCAAACAUGAAUUAGAUAAAGAAAGGGAAAAUUCUUUCUUAACUCAUAACAUUGUGGUUUCUGAGAGUAUUGCAAGUCAAAUUGUUAACACAAUGUUAGAUAUUGUAUCAUCUAAAGGAAAAUGUGACAAAAACAAUCCUGACAAAGACAUUAAUUCAGAUCAGCAAGAAGGUAUUAUUGAAAAGCUGUUUAUUAAGACUGAGUAUCAAAAAGUACUUCAGUUUCAAAUACAAGAUACCAUUGAAAGUAUCUUAUGUGAUAUUUAUGAAAAAAUACUGUAUCAGAAUAAUCUCUCAUUUGCCACACCCACUUUGAAAUGUAGCAUAGCUGGCAAACAUUCCAGAGCAAAUUCUGAAAUGUUCAUUGAGGGUGCAAAUAAGAUUCUUCCAAAUUUUUCAGUUCCUAACUCAGAUGUCAUAUUGAUAUCCACUGAUAUAGUAGAUAUCGUUCUGCAUAAUCUCAGUUCUGCUGUCAUACUUAGCAUAAAUUCAAAGGAUCCUACUUCUACAAGAUUGCCCCUGACCUUUUGUGAUAUGUUUCCAAAAGCAGAGUGUCAACAGCCUCUUCUUAUGGAGUCAAAAAGUGAAAGAAAAACAGGGCAUUUUCCAUCUUCAAAAAAUCUGAAAUCAGCUUAUGCUAAUGAUACUCAUAUAACUAUAGUAGAGAAAGAAGACCCCAAGAAAUCUGUUCCUGACCCAUGUGAGGAAAGUGCUGACUUCAUUACUAAAACUAUUUUCAAUCGGUUAGAAUCAUUUGCCACAGAAAGAAUGGAUUUGUUAAUUACUCUUGCUUUCCAGCCUAAAGAAAAGUCAUUUCUGAGCCCAGAACUGGAAAACUGUAGACGAGAUGACAGCAUCUUUCAUGAAUCAAGCCAGGUGGAAUCAAAUGUGAAUAUUCUGAAAAUAUCAAAUGAAACUGUUCUCAGUGAAGAGCUCACAGAUUUCACUUUUGCCAGUUACAGAGAAAAACUUGGAUCUACAAUUCAUCUAUCACAAGCUAGUCUUAAAGAAUAUGCUGACAUCAUUGCCAGUGCCAUUUUGAAGCUGAUUAAAAAUGACUUAGACCUCAAAAUCCAAAAGAUGCAUCCAUACCCAAACAACAUUUCAUUCCAAGAAAUCACCACUGUGAGUGAAAUUGUCAACAGUAUCUUAAAGAUUUUAUAUAAUAAAAGAUCUGUAAAGGAAAUCAGUUUUUACUCAAAGGACAAUCCUAACUUACUUUCACAACGAACUGCAUCAAAUGAAAUAUCACUGGGACAAAGAGCUCAGGAAACACACACCAAACUGUCUCUGUUUUCAAAGUAUCCAUUAGAACAAAACCAAAUGGCAUUGGAAAGGGAAAGCCAGAGAAUUGUUCUAGAGGAAAUAUUUACAAAAAAUGAAGAAUCAAAACAAAAAGCAAGAACUGCAUUAUUCAGUGCAGUGGAAGAAGUUUUAAGUAAAGUGUAUCAAAGAACAAUGGAAAUCAUAGGCCAUUUGCCUUCAUUUAAUGAAAUCCCCCACUUUAUGUCUAGCUCUAAAAUUAAAACAUUAGACAUAACACAAAAAAACUUCUUUCAAUCCCAUAUUAACAGUGUAGCAAGUGACAUAAUUGAAAGCGUUUUGGGGGAAAUGUACUCUGUAGUUGUGACGUCGUUAUAUGAAAGUAAUAAAGUACAAGCAACUGACAAAAAUAUUUUGCCAAAGAAAUCAUCAUGCAUCAGAGAAACUACACAAGCAGGAAUAGGAAGUAAUCUCACUAGCUAUAUGCUACCACAGGUUUAUCCUUAUGCAGGCAGUCAAAAUGUCCCUCUAUUGGAAAAAACUUUUUUACAAUAUUCACCAUUAAAAGUGGGGAAGGAUUUAGUCCAAAUGGUUCUCAAUAAGAUCACAAAUUUUGCCUCACUUUAUCUAGAAGAGGCCCUGUCCCAUAAAGGUGGUUCUGUUGAGUUGCAACCUCUAAGGCUACACAGUUCUAAACUAAGCCCUAAGGGCAACCCUAAGCCAGGUUUUAAAACAAGUUUAAAAGCAAGAUCAAAAGUUACUCCUUUGCCUAAAUUUAGAGCAAAACCACACCUAGGACCUAGUCGUACUAAGGCCAAAAGCAAGACUAAAUUAGGUCCUGGAGAGAAGACUCCAAAAUACAUCUGGUCCAAGACUGCCAUUGGGCUGCCACACAUCCUAUCAACGGGAGAUGCCAAAAACUUACUGAAAGUAAAGUUGCCUACUUCAGAACUAAAAAUGUAUGCCAAGGAUAUAAUAAGUAAUAUCCUGAAAACAACUGUUAAAGAAUUUGAAAAGGUGACGCAAAUUAGAGCAAUGGUAGGUGAUAAAGCUUUACCAUCCGAUCAAAUCAUGGCAGCAAAUAAAAUAGUUAGUACGGUUUUGCAAGGAUUAUAUGCUACAAAUAACCAAAAUUUGGCUAAUCCUAUCGUAUUCUGUCAUCUGGAUGAUCCCAAACUUUCACAGGGGAAUAUAGGUGCAGAGUCUCUUGUCAAACCACAAGCAUGUUUUUACUUGGAAAAUGUUUCUUCACAGUUAGAACAGAUUUUUCCUAAAGAAGGUGUAUUUAAAAAAAUGUUUGACAAAUGGCAAGCAGAAUCAAAUGACAUGGAAAAUGAAAAAUGUAAGCUCUUGAUGAUAGCUGAAAAUGGUUUGACAGAAAUUUCAAUAAAAGCAAAAGAAUUAGAAUAUUCUCUUUCGCUUUUAAAUUUGCCACAUCUUGAAGAUUGUGAAAACAGGUUUCAUAGUUGUUUUAAGGGAGCUUCUACAAGAGCUGAAGACACCAAAGCACAAAUUAAUAUGUUUGGAAGGGAAAUUGUUGAAAUGCUAUUUGAAAAAUUACAGCUGUGCUUUUUAUCCCAAAUGCCCACCCCACGUGGUAAAGAAACUCCAGCAAGCAGGAAAGAACACAUUACUACUAAAAGUAAAUGUGGUUUUCCAACCAAGGACAUCCUCAGCAAUGAACCAAUAUAUAACACUAAAACCGAAGACCAAAGUCUUUUGGGCUCUAGCAACCAAAUUGUUCGAGAAAUUGUAGACAGGGUUUUAAACCUGUUAGAGUCUUUUGUAGACUUACAGUUUAAACAUAUCUCUAAAUAUGAGUUUUCUGAAGUAGCGAAGAUGCCUGUAGAAAACCUUUUUCCUGUCCAACAGAGACUAAGCAAAAAGAUGUUGCCAAAAUUACAACCACUAAAAAAGUUUUCUGAUGAAUCCAAGUCAAGUACUGUUAUUUCCAAGGAAAAUGUACAGAAUACCCUUCUACAGGUUCAUUCGUUCCAUUCAGAGUUACUUACAUAUGCCAUUAAUAUUGUCAGCGACAUGCUUGGUAUAAUUAAGAGCAAGCUGGACAAAGAAAUAAGCCAAGCAGAACCAUCUUCAAUUAGCAUAUUGAAAGAAAAUAUUGCAGCAAGUGAGAUCAUUGGUACAUUGAUGGACCAGUAUACUCAUUUCAAUGAGUCUCUGAUCAAAAACCUUCCAAAGGAAAGUUUGUUCCAAGGAGUAGAAAAUACCUACAUUGUUAAUCAGGUUGAAUUAGCAACUGAUACGAAAAUGCCCAUGUCAAAGUUAAAGGAAGUAGGAUUCGGGAAUCAUCCUCCACAAAGCAGCAUACCAGGUUUAGGGUUUUAUUCAGAGGAAGAUAAGAAAAAAAGGUAUAAGUCUUCAUCAAAUUUACCCUUAUAUUCCAGAGCCUCCGUAGAAGACACAAUUAGAAACUCAGAGCCAAUGGAAAGGCCUGAUUCAGAAAACAUACCAUCAUGCUCUAGAAACAAAGUACAAGACUUUAGCCGAAAGGAAUCUGACUUGGGCUAUUUUGAUCAAGCUAUGAAAGGAAAUAGCUCCCUCCCUGAAGGGAGUGUCUUACAAAAACUGUUAAAGAAAGCAAAUGAAUCCACAGAAACAGCAUCACAGCAAGUCACGUCAUUCACAGAAAUGAGAAAAGGUGAAAAUCCAAGAGUGUUUCAUUAUGAGAUCUCCAAACCAGUUGUUGAGCCAAACCAAAUUCAGACAACUGUCUCUCCACUCAAAAUUUGUUUAGCCGCAGAAAAUAUUGUCAGUACUGUGCUGUUAAGCUACGGCUUUCCAAGUCAACCACACAUUAAUGAAAGCACAGAAACAAUGAAACCAUUUUUCAUAUCAAAGCAAAACCCUUUGUCUGUAAUAUAUGGUCAAAAGAAUGAGGAAAAAAGUUUGCUUAGAAUGUGGGAUAAAAGAAUCAGUUGUAUACCUGAAGAAGAAAACAAAAAACCUGAAGCCAGCAGGGGAGAUUUUUCUUUAAUGCAAAAAUUGGAAAAUAAGAGUUACCUGAAGAUAAAGACUCUGAAGGAAGUUGAAGUCAUUGCUUUUGCUGAUCAUGAACUGGGUCCAAAUGAAAUUCAUUUGGUAGCAAGACAUGUCACCACAUCUGUGGUCACAUAUUUCAAGAACUUUGAAACUAGAGUUUCCAGUGAGGAGGUGUCUAUUGUUUCCACACCGUCAAGAAAAAAAUAUGAAUCAAAACAGCCUCUAAGAAGCAUAUACAAUGAUUAUUCUCUUUAUCAAUUUUGUGAACAUCUCACUGAGUCCGUCAUUUGCCAUUUAAUUUCAAGCAUUUCUGAUAGCACCACAGAUAGCAGAGAAAAGGAGAAAGCUUCCCAUGCAGCAUUUAACACAAUUAUUUCAAUUGAUUCUCAAGUGUUUGAGAGUAGGUCAAUUUCUGUUGGAGAACUUGCUUUAAGUAUUUCUGAAAUCAUUGCUGAAAUCCUUUUAAAUAGUAACAUCAUAGAGAUUGACAUUGCACAGCAAAUGUCUUCGUUAAAAAGAAAGUACAUUUGCUGCCCAGGAGUAGCUGCUGCUGACUUUGAUGAUCUCUUUCAGGAUCUCUUAAUAGGUGUGAUACAUGUACUGUCCAAAGAAAUAGGGUUAAAUCAUCACCUGGAAAACAGUGGAAGAAAUAGACCAUUUUCCAUGCUUAGAAGCAACAGUGUGCCCAUUUGCAACAAAAAAAAUACCAUGCAAAGACAGAAAGCUUCCAGAGACUGGGAAUUAUCUACUCACAAAACUGAUCAUAUCAUUCAAAAAAAUAAAUUAAGUUAUCUGGCCCAUAAGUUAGAUAGUCUGGCUGGUAGCCUAAAACCUCAUGAAUCCAAAGAAGUAGUCAACAAAGUUUUCAGUAUUGUUUUGGAUUUAUUUUUACCAGAUGAACAGCCAGAUGAGGCUAUGGAUGCUGAUAAAAAAGCAAUAUUUUUUUCAUCAUCAAAUGAUCGGCAAUGUAAUAACAUACUUGGAAAUAACUUAGGGCUCACCCCCAAAUCAGUUUUCCUUCUCAAUGUUGUGUGUGAGAAACUUAUUAGAACACUUUUAGAAAAAUGCACAAACUCUGUCUUUCUUGAUAAUAGCCCUCUUUCUGAAGAGAUAUCAGCAGAAGAAUGUCAACUUUUAAAAAUACUUCAAAGUGUACAAGGUGAAGAAUUUGGUUGUUGUAAGAGAACGAUGGACUGUGAACAAUUUCAAGGGGAUUAUAUGUCAGACGUUUUGGAAAAUCUGGCAGAAAUGGAUCAAGAUUUACUGUCAUCAGACUCUAUUCUUACUGUUCUUUCCCACAGCUUGGUUAAAUCAUUGAUGGAUAAAUUAUGUCACAGUAUACAACUGCCCCAAAGUCCACCUUUUGCAAACAAGCAUUUGAAGUAUGGAACGAGAGAAAUACAGUCUAGUUUCAUAAAAACAAAAAGGCCAGAGUUAACAGAAUUAGGACAAGGUAAAGGUUCUUUAGGACUCACGAGUUAUGAGGGCAAUGCUUUGACAGGACCCCUGAAUAAUCUCAGUGUAGUUAACUCCAAAAUACAAGCACCAUUUGGCAAGAAGUAUUCAGCAAAUUUUGCUAAUGUGUCACCUCUUAAAAGACAGGGAACAAAGGAUAUGGAUACAAUAGCCAUCCAUAAUAAGCUAUAUCCAGGAGAUAUGAAUACGGGUGUUUAUUCAGCCACAUUUUUAGAGGACAUAAUUUCAGAACUGUUUUUUAACCUCUCUAUUUCACUGUGGGGCAAAAAUGAAAACAUCACUGAAGCCCAGCUCAAUGAGAUGAAUGCAUUAUUUAUCAACAGUGUAGUGAAUGAGUUUAAUAAGGCAAGGGUCACUGUUUUACGGAAUUCUGAAGAAAGACUGUGUUUUCCACCAAUCCAUAAAGAAACUUUUAGUAGGAUUGUUGACUCCGUUUAUUAUGAUGUUUUACAGCAAUAUAAGUUGAAAAUGACCUGUGGUGGUAAUCUGGCAUGUGACAGUACUUCAAUAGCAGAACAAAUAACGAAUAGCAUAUUGUUAGAGAUUUUGGACUACCAACUCCCAUCUUGCUUCAGGGGAAAGCUCUUACAUAAUUCAUACUACCCUCUCAAUGCUGAAAUUAUAUUACAGAAACUUCAAAACAACCUGAGAGAAUUUACUUCCCAAGCUAGUUCUUCAGCGGGCUAUAGCACCAUGUUAUCACACUCAUUUUUAGAAGAUAUCAUCAGAAGACUUUUAUCUCAAUUCAUUCCUCCACCCAGUAAGGCGUCCUCUUUGGGAAAAAAAUAUUUCAUGAGUUCAGAUUUUAAUGAAAUAUCAACCUGUAUAAUAAAUAAGGUUAUAUCAGCCAUUUCAAAACAUAAAAUUUGGUUCACUAUAUAUGAUAAUCAAUAUCUAUGUACAGGAAAAAACCUCCAGAAGAUGGUGGAUUCUGUUUAUAGAAAUAUUAUGCAAACAUCUGACUCUCUUCUUUCAAUACAGAAAAGUAUAGUCAGCAGAAGCGCAAUUAUGGUUGACCAAAUAGCCAGUUUUAUUAUCCAAGAGAUUAUUGAAAAUCAUCUUCAACCAUUUUUGUGUGGAGAAGGUUUACCUCGUCCAAAGACUCCAUCGGAUACAAUAUCGAAUACGGUUAAACAGGUUCUCAGUGAAGUCAUAGAGUCACACAGACCCCAGACACCAUCACCCUCAGGUAUUUACCCUAAGACAUUUGUAGGGGAAAUUGUUGCCAGACUUUUAUCAAAAAUUUUCAGUCCAAAGCAUAACACUGAAAUUGAGCUGGAAAACAUGACCCAAAAAAUAGUAAACUCAGUAAAUAACCAUUUUGACAAAGCUAAAGUUCACAUUCUAUAUAAUGACAAAGAACAGUCUUACCCCUCUGUAGAUACAGAUAUUGUGGAUGAACUCGUCACCUCAGUUUAUAGAAAUGUUUUAAAACAGCAUGGAUUAGACCCUGAGGUUGAUAAAGAGUCUGAAGACAGAGAUAUUUUUGUGAAAAAAAUUACCAACUUAGUUGUAGCAGCUAUUUCAGAUUACCUUCUUCAUCCACUGUUUUCUGGGGAUUUGCCAUCUUCAUAUUUUAUUUCAACAACUGAGAAUAUCAUUCAAGAUGUUCUUAGUAACAUCAGUAGGUCUACCAAGCCAAGUCAGAGUUUAUCUCCAUAUAACACCUUGCUGCCAUAUACAUUUUUAGAAGACAUGAUCAGAAUACUAUUAUCUAGAAUUUUCCCUUCUGCAUCUAGCAUUGUUGCAAACAGAGAAACUCCAAAAGAUAGAUCAAAAGUUAAUUUCAAUGAAAUUGCUUCAAAUAUAAUCAGUGAUAUUAGGAUGAAAAUUUCCCAACAUGACAUUCGAUGUUCAAGAGAUGAAGAAACCAAGUUUGUUUAUUCAGAAGACAGUGUUCAGCAUCUUGUGGACUCAGUAUUCAAAAAUAUUUCAAACUCUGAGUCUCAAGAAUCAGUUGAGCAAAAUAUCACAAGCAGUAAUGACGUUUUUAUUGACAGAAUAGCAGGUUUUAUCAUUAAACAUAUCUGUCAACAACAUCUUCAGCCAUUUGUGAACAGAAAGUCAUUACCUUCUUCAUCAUAUACAUAUUUUGGUGAUGAGAAAAGGCAGUGGUUUUAUGCCAGUGUUUAUUCCUCAACUUUUUUGGAAGAUGUGAUUUCUGGGGUUUUAGGCAAGAUAUUCCACAGGGUGUUAGGCAUUGUACAAACAAAAUCAGUAACAGAUUCAGAAGAUGAACUGUUUGAUAAAGCUGAAAAACUCAUACAGUUCAUAACAGAGGAAUUCUCAAAAGCCCAAGUUAGCAUUUUAGAGAAUGCUGAGGAAAAUUUAUGUUUGCCUCCAGUGGAGAGAGAUGUAGUCAAAAACAUUAUUGACAUGGUGUACAGCAAAGUUGUGCAAGAAUAUGAAAUGGAUAUGAUGCCUGAUAAAGAUUUUCUAAAUGACACAAAGACACUGGCUGCAAGGAUAACUAAAACCAUCCUAGCCGAAACCUUUGAUUUCCAAAUUCAUACAAAUCUUAUAGAAAAGUUUCCAUUUGGAUCACAAUCCAAACUUAGUACUGAUAUUUUGAUAAAGAAAGUUCAAUGUGACAUUACUAAAUCAAGAUUCCAAAGACAGGCUUCAACAAUAUAUACUACUAUGUUAUCACAUACUCAUUUGGAAAAAAUUGUGUCUCAGCUUAUAUCUCAGAUGAGUCCAUUGGCCUCCAGUACAGAACACCCAAAUACUUCUCAAUCAGACUUAAGUAAUACAGUAAUAAAACUGAUAAAUGAAAUCAUGUCAAUAAUUUCAAAACAUUCAAUAUGUAUUAUUAAACAUGGGAAUGAAAAACAUAGUAUGAUUUCAGAAAAAGAUAUCCAAUCCAUGGUUGAUUCCAUUUAUGCUGAUCUUUCCUAUUCAAAUAUAUACCAGUCUCUUACAAAAGAUAAAAAAAAUAUAAGUAAUAUACCUGUUUCAAAAAUAGCAAGUUUUAUAAUAAAAGAAAUCUUUAACCAUCAUCUUCAGUUAUUUUUAUCUGGAGAUAAAACUCUCCUUUCAGCCGCAGUUGAUCAAACUUACAAACAGAAAGUAGUAGAUUCUAAACAAAAAGAGUUGUCUUUAAUUGUGAAUUCAGCUGUCUUUUUGGAGGAAGUAAUUUCUGAACUUUUAUGUAAACUUCUUUAUGCAUUCUCACAUAAUGUCUUGGCUGCUGAAAAUCCAGAUAUAGUUAAAGACAAAAUUACUGGCAUUGUUACAACAUUAGUAAAAUCAAUUGUUCUGGAGUUCACCACAUCGGAGAUUUUAGUUUCAGAUAACUUUGAUGAUGAUAUGUGUUUUUCAGAAGGAUAUAAAGAAAUGGUUAAAAAAACAGUCAACCUAAUUUAUGAAAAACUAUUAGAUGAAUAUAAAUCUCUGAUUCAAAUAUAUAGGGCUAUACAAAGUGACACAGCUUGUUUUGGAAGAAAAAUAUUUAAUUUGCUUUUGGAAGAAAUUUAUGAUUAUCAGGUGCAGUCAUUAGUUUCAGGAGAAUUAGUAUCUUCUUCCUACUCUUCCCCUCAAGCUGAUAAAAUCAUCAGAAAUGUGCUCAAUGUCAUCAUGAGAGAUAGCCAUGCCUUGCCAUUACGUAUUACUGUGCUGUCACAUUCUCUUUUAGAAGACAUGAUUUACAAGCUUCUAGUGCAUAUCUUCCCUUCAACUGACACUGAAAGUGAACUACAAGAGGAAGAGGUUUCACCAGAUUAUGAGUUUGUGGAUGCAGCAUCAAAAUUAACUGAUGAAAUUAUCAAAGAAAUUUCUGAACAUGAGAUCCGUCUUGCUAGGGCAGAGGAGAACACAGAGAGUAUGCAAUUAGAAGUGACUGAGAAUUUGGUUGACUCUAUAUGUAAUAAUAUUUUGAAAAAAUCUGAAUUUCAAGCUGAAGUCCAGAAAGAUGCAGACAAAAAAGGAGGCUCAUUCCUCAGUAAAAUAGCUGGUUUCAUUAUGAAGGAAAUCAUGGAUCAUCAUCUGAGGCCAUUUUUACAUGGUGAAGAAUCAUCUUCCAAUAACUUAUCUAAUUAUGACCAUGUCUCUGUACAUACUAAACCUGGUAAAGAAAAGAGACAGCCUUCUCUAUAUUCAGCUACAUUUUUGGAAGAUGUAAUUGUUGACCUUGUUCACAAGUUUUGCUCUCUUCCAAGUAUUACUGAAGAUUCUAAGAAAAAAGAAACACCAGAGCCAGACAUUGUGAGCUUGGCUAUAAAAUUUGCAAACUCUCUGAUAGGAGAAUUUAGGAAAAGUGAAAUUAAAGUUCUACCAAAUGCUGAAGAAAUUUUUUCUUUUCCACCAAUUGAUAAAGAGACAGUUGAUAAGAUAUCCAAUUUUGUGUAUGAUCAGUUCAUAGGAAAGUAUGGAUCUAAUGCUAUUCAGAAGGAUGAUAAAAACAACAUUGUUACAGAAAUGAUUUCUGCUUCAGCCCAGAAGGCCAUCUCUGCUUUCAAGAUUCAACCACUUUUUUCAGGAGACUGGUCUUCCACCUUCUAUUCAUUUCUAAAUCCAGAUAACAUCACCCAAAGGGUUAAACACCUUCUACAGAAAACCUCUACACAGAUAAACAGAUGCUUAAAAGGGAACCAACUUACUUUACCAGAACAAUCAUAUAAACACACAUCUCUAACCUCAGACCAGAAAAAUGUGUUGGAUACUUUGGAAAUAGAUAGAGGUGCAAUGAGUAAAAAGAAAAGUUUCAAAACUAAGGAGACAUCAAUGAAAAAAGGUGACAUCCAAGAUCCAAUAGUUACCUCUGUAACUAGAAUUAUGAAAAGCAACAUGGUUAACCUGUUAUCAGAGUCAGCUGCAGAUGUGGCAAAUAAAAAGAAAGAGAAUGAAAAUAAAAUGGGAAUUCCAAUUCAAAAAUAUAAUGUAUCAGAAGUUACUUCUCCAACUACUAGUGUGAAAAAUAAAGAUAAACAGGAGCUGUAUUUGAAGGGAACACUUAAAAAUAAUGAAAUUGAGAAGAAAAGCAUAUCACUUUCAAAUAAGGAGGGGCAAGGUAAGGAGGUACACACACAAUUUCUAGUAGCUACUGAUGGUACAGAAUGUGAAAAGGAAAUACUUGGACCAGAUUUUGCAAUAGACAUUGAGAAGAAGAUUGACAAAACAAGAGAAAAUUCAUUAAAAAAAGAAGACAAGCCCUUUCAGUUAUCUUCUUUGACAACCAAAGCAAGAAAUACAAAGACCACAAUAGAGAAAACAGUUGCCCAAAAGCCAAACGAUGAGGAAAGGAAAGACUCUCCAGCUCAAAUAGAUAUAAAGGAAGGACAGUGCUCAGAUUAUGAAUGUGUUCAAAAUGUCAUUGAAAAUAUUUAUGAUAAUAUCUUAGGAAUAUAUCAUUCUCAAGAAUUAGCAGAUUAUUCAAAACGACAAAGUCUGCCAAGUUAUAUAUCAUUGCCUCUAGUUCAAGAGGUUGGCAAGGAUUUUGCACAGUCCAUUUCAACAAAGGAUUUAUACCUGUCAAUUAACAAAAAUCUCCCUGCCAAAGAGAAAAAAGAAGAAAAAGAGAAAGCAAGAGAAAUAGAAAAAGAGAGGGAGAAAGAGAAAGAGAGAGGGGAAAAAAGAGAAAAAGAGAAAGUAAAAGUUAAGGAUAUUAAAAAGGAACCUAGUAAAUCAGACAGUCCUCAGUACCCACCAAAAAGUGAACCUGGAAUUUUUCCUGCUAAAUUUUUAGAAGAUGUUAUCACCGAAAUGGUUAACAAAUUGGUCUUUUCUUCCUCAGAAACACAAACAUAUGAUAGAUGCCAAAAUGUAAGUGAUGAUGAAAAUCAAGCUGAACUCUAUGACACAGCUAUGAGACUUAUUGAUUCACUGUUGAAGGAGUUUUCAGAUGCUCAAAUUAAGGUAUUUAGGCCAGAUAAGGAAAAUCAGUUUUUUCUACCUGUAGAUAAAGUGUCAUCAGUUCCUAAAGAACCUCCCAGGCAUAAAGAAUCAAAUAUAGAUAAAGCACCAUCCAAUGUCAAGAAAAUAACUGUGGAUAAUAUGCAUAAAAUGACUGAAAAACCCUCUUCAAAUAAGAUACUUUUCCUAGAUAAAAUAUCAAUUGAUAAAACAUUGGUCAACAAAGUUGUUCACUCCUCUGUGUGCAAUAUUUUGAAGGAAUAUAAAUCUCAAGACUCCAUUUGUAAGACUAUAAAGAGUAAUGGGGGAAAUUUAGCAAGACGACUAACUAGUGCAGUGAUAAGUGAAAUUUUUCAAUAUAAGCUAAAUUUGAUAUCGUGUGAUGAGUUUCCACCUUCAUGUUUGCCUCUGGAAACUAAAGAUGUUGUUAAAAAGGUCCAAAAGCUGGCUCGAACAGCCAGCAAAGAAUGUCAAACAUCAUCGCCAUAUACCAUCAUGCUGCCUCAUGAAUUCUUAGAGAAUGUGAUUUACGCUCUUUCAUCUAAAAUUUUCUCAACAGUAUCCAACACUGAAGCAGAAACAUCUGAGGGCAACUGGUUCACAGAACUAGAUUUCUUUCAAAUGAAGUUAUUAAGUACAGUUACAACAGAGAUCUCCAAAAAUGAAGAUAUGAUUAUACAGUAUGUGGAAUCCUUACAUCCCAAUGAUGAUGAAAUUAUUCAAUUAGUGGUUCAAUCGCUCUAUAAUAAUCUCUUGUCACAGUUUGGAUCACAAGAGAUUAUACAAAAUUGUGCAACCAGUGGAUGUAGAAUUCUUUCAGAAACCAUGGUUGACUUAAUUCUACAAGAAGUGACUGGUAAUCAGUUGCAGAACUACUUUUCUGGAGAGCUAACUCCAUAUCAGUGUGCAGAAGUUGACAAUGUUGUUGAAAAUAUUCUUAAAGAUGUUAUCCAAACUGCUGAUGUUCCCCAGCCUCAACCAUCACAUGCUCGUAUACUGCCUUAUAACAUAAUAGAAGAAAUUGCUGUGAAAUUUUUAUCGAAGCUUUUAUCUAUGUUUCCAAAAGUAGAUAAUGAAAGACCCAAAUCCCUAGAAACUGAAAUUCAAAAAAUUAUCUCAAAAAUAUUAAAUUCAAUACAAGAAUUUAUCUCCAAAAGUAAGAUUAAAGUUGUAUCACCAGCGAAGGAAUUGCCUACUGUACCUUUAGCUGACAAUGAAACCAUUGAAAAAGUAGUUAAUUCUGUUUAUACCAGUAUUUUAAAGCACUCUGGCUCACACAUUUCUAUAUUUAAAGAUUUAAUGGGUAAGAGUAAUGUCCUCUCUGAUAUAAUAGGUUUUUUAUUGGUGAAAGAAAUUUCCAAUUCUAAAUUUCAACCUCAAGUAGAGGAAGAAUUACCAAGUUCAGAAUUAGCUCUGGAAGCUAUCAAAAUUAUGGAAAGAGUGGCCAAAAUGGUUAAUGAAUUUAAGUCCCAGGAAAAGUCUUCAUCCAAAAAACGUUCUGUGUUAGAUGCCACGUUUUUAGAGGAAGCAUUGGCUUUGUUCUUGGCUAAAAUAGUAAGGUUGCCAAGUGCCUCAAGCAAACAUGCAAAAAACUUAUCAAAGCCUGAGUUAAAUAAAAUUGCAUCUCAACUGACAAAAUCUGUGACGGCUGAAAUUUCUAAGAGUAAUAUUAAUCUUGUUGCUGCUGAUUCUGAAGAACACUUUUUAAAUCCAGAAAGUAUAGAAAUGAUUUCUCAGGUUAUUGAUUCUAUUUAUAGUAAUGUACUACAACAACCGAGAACCCAUAAAGAUCUUUAUUAUGAUAUAAAAAGUACAAAUGGAGUUUUCCCUAAAAAAGUGGCCAGUUUAAUUAUUAAUGAAGUUUCAAAUUUUCCCUUAGAUAUCGUUAGUCCAAAGAAUUCAAAUGCUGGUCUCUUAGGAGAUCUAGACAUUAACAGAAUUGUUCAAAAGGCACAAGAGCAUGCUAAAGUGAUCCCUGACUUAGAUAAAGAAGAGUCAAAUAAAGAUUCAAUUGUAGAGGACUCUACAAUUAAAAUAGUUCCACAUGUUGGGAAUAAACCACUCAAAAUAGAUCCAAACAUUAUCUCAGAACAUUUAGCAGUAAUUUCUGUAAAAACUCAACCUCUUGAGAAACUUAAGGUGGAAUGUUUUAAAAACACUGGACAUAACAUAGCAGAACUGAGAAGAGCAUCAAUAAGUAGAAGAAGUUAUUCCUCAGACACAUCUACUGUAGGACAGUUAAAAAGAGAAAGACGUACCUCAUUGAAUAAGAUGGGACGACUCGAUGUAAAACCCUUUGAGGCUGUUUGCAGAAAUUCAUUUCAGAAUAUAAGGAAGCCUGAUAUCACCAAGGUGGAGCUUUUAAAAGAUGUUCAGAACAAAAAAGAACUUAUCCUUCGGUUAGUAGCUCAUGAUAUUGAUCAAGAAGUUUCAGAAAGUACCAUAGAAGAGGAACUAAUGUCUGAUGAAAAUGAAGUUGUUUUAAGAGAGAUUGUACAAGAAGAACACUUAGGAGAAAAAGUUGAAGAUCAAGUGAAAGAAGCCACAAAGCCAAUAGAAACCAAAGUUGUUUCUCCCAAGCCAACACGAAGCACAAGUAGCCUGAAAAAGAAUUUUUCAUUAAGCAAAUGUUGUCAGCCCACAUCCAAUGCAAAUGUUGAAAAUACUGAAGCAACCUCAAAUCAUGUAAUAGAAUCGAAGGAGGGACAAGUUAAAAGAACUCUUGCUAAACUUGACAUGGCCACCUGCUCAAGAACCUUGACUGAAACAGAUUCUAUUUGGGAGGAAAAGCCACAGAGCAAGAAAGAAGAAAGAAACCAUAUUUCUGAGCCGACACAUUACUUCAUACACAGAAUUAUGAGUUCAUCUUCAUACAACCAAGAAGACCUGAUUUCAUCUGCUGGUGAGACUGAAGAUUGUAUGGCAGAUAAAAGUACAAAAAUUAUGGAAGCAAGUUCUCGGGAACGAAGCCCAGAAAGUUCAAACAGUGUUAAGUUUACCACCAUAUUUGAAGGAAACAAGAAUAUUCUUGGUAGUGUGAAUUCCUCAAAAGAAGUCAUUUCAGAAACUCCGAAGGCUAGUAUUCCUAAACAAGGAUCUAAAAUGCUGGCAAAGAUAUCUUCAGCUCUGUCAAAGGUGUUUUCUCGAACUAACACCAAUAUUUCCAAAUCUUCCUCACCACCUCACCAGGACAAGCACUGAAGUUUCUACACCUGAUAUAACUAUGCUUACUUCCCUUA
Messenger RNA from Orcinus orca (killer whale), 20723 nucleotides. RefSeq names its product fibrous sheath interacting protein 2 (gene FSIP2). The record is from RefSeq and is a predicted model, not a curated record. Bases 1 to 20685 code for a protein of 6894 amino acids. The transcript is spliced from 21 exons. NCBI's taxonomy places the organism in Eukaryota, Metazoa, Chordata, Mammalia, Artiodactyla, Delphinidae.